Messenger RNA from Anopheles gambiae (African malaria mosquito), 4060 nucleotides. Its product is annotated as glutamate receptor ionotropic, kainate 2. Bases 734 to 3583 code for a protein of 949 amino acids. The record is from RefSeq and is a predicted model, not a curated record. The transcript has 9 exons. NCBI's taxonomy places the organism in Eukaryota, Metazoa, Arthropoda, Insecta, Diptera, Culicidae. Gene Ontology annotation, molecular function: transmitter-gated monoatomic ion channel activity involved in regulation of postsynaptic membrane potential; glutamate-gated receptor activity. Gene Ontology annotation, cellular component: postsynaptic membrane; plasma membrane. Gene Ontology annotation, biological process: monoatomic ion transport; synaptic transmission, glutamatergic; modulation of chemical synaptic transmission.
CAGUGUCGCAAAGUCACCCACAGUUUGGGUGUGUGUUUGGGUGUGAGUGUCUGCGAGAGAAAAAGAGACAGUAUCUCAGGGGGCUGAUGCGGGGGGGGGAGGGGUUUAACUGGUUACUCGAAAGCAAUAAACAUGCCCUCGGAAUGGAGCGAACGGGUAAAAAGGCGCAAUAAUUCCUCCCACACGGUACUGGCUCGCGUGACACACUGUCUGCACCGCUUCGCGUAGGUCGUAGUGGCAAAAGCGUAGUUUUUCCCCCUGGGCGGUUGUGAUGCGUGCACCACCGCACAGCCGCCGCCGCGGUUUCAUUCGGCUCGGCACGCCAGGCGCACGGAGGGCCGCAUUCAAACGUACGCACGUCGCGACCGGUUUCGGACGUCCCGUAGAGCGGCCGGCCGUAGUGUGCCGCCUGGCCGGAGUGUGCAAUAGUGACAGCGAACCCUAUCCCAUUCAUCCUGCGGGCUCGUGUGAAUAUUAGUGCGGUUCGAUUUCAUUCCGAUUUGUUAAUGAACUGUGAGCGUGUGGUUUGCGCCCGUGCCGUGAAGGAAGCGCUUUGGUAGCGAAGCGAAGCGUGCCAACAGCGGCCACUUAUAUAAGCCCGUCAACGAGUCAAUCUGUCAACCUGUCGGCACCCCGAGCAGAUGCAGCGCUGCUAGACGGCGCGAUCAACUACUGCCGCAAUCAACACAGGACGCUCGCGGGUGCCGUUUGUGUGCUCGGUAAUCGACACGCGAUGUCGACGAUCGGGCGGCGUCGGUGGAAAGUGCUGUUCGCACUAUUGUUGAUCACCCAGCUUGCCGCUGUCAUCGGCUACCACCAUGGCGAUCUGGACGAGACGGUGGAGCACAUUAAAAUCGGUGGACUGUUCGAUGGUGCGACCGAGGAUGUGGAGCUCGCCUUCCAGUACGCGGUCGAGGCGGUCAACAACGAGAAGCUGUCGUACUCGAACUACCAGCUCGAGGCGCAGGCAGUGCAGGUGAAGUACGGCGAUCAGUUCGACGCGUCCAAGAAGCUCUGCCGCCUGCUGAAGACGGGAGUGGCCGGCAUCUUUGGUCCCUCGUCGCCCAAGUCGGCCCUGCACGUGCAGAGCGUCUGCGACGAGAAGGAGAUGCCGCACAUCGAGACGCGCUGGGACGCGUACACCAAGCUGCCCACGCUUAACCUGCACCCGCACCCGCACAUCAUGGGGCGCGUCUUUCUCGAUCUGGUCGUGGCGUUCGAGUGGAAGUCGUUCACCGUGCUGUACGAGUCCGGGCCCUGGUUGCCGGGCAUUGCCGACCUGCUGAAGAUGUACGAUCCGAAGGGGUACACGGUGACGGUGCGGCAGCUAGAUCUCGGGCUGAACGGCAACUAUCGGGCGGUGCUGCGGCGCGUCAAGCUGUCGGAAGAUAAGCGCAUCAUACUGGCCUGCUCGAUCGACUCCAUGCCGGAGGUGCUGCGGCAGGCCCAGCAGGUCGGGCUGCUGACGGAUCACCACCAGAUCAUCGUGACCUCGCUCGAUCUGCACACGAUCGAUCUCGAGCCGUACCAGUACAGUGGCACCAACAUUACCGGCGUGCGGCUGAUCGACCCGGAGGAGGACAAGAUCCGGCAGGUGGCCGACUUCCUGAACGCGUCCCAGAUAGCGAAGACGCUCGAGCUGCAGGACGGGCUGAACCCGGCGAAGAUGCGCGUGGAGACGGCCCUCAUGUACGAUGCGGUGCUGCUGUUUGCCGAGGCGCUGAAGCACCUGAUCGGCAGCGAGCCGGCCCACCUGCUCGAACCGAUCGCGCUCCGUUGCGAUGAUACGGCGACGUGGAAGAACGGGUACAGCGUGAUCAACUACAUGAAGAGCUCCACCAUACACGGGCUGACGCGCAGCAUCCGGUUCGACCAUCAGGGGCACCGGUCGGACUUUCUGCUGGACAUUAUCGAGCUCGGGCCGGCCGGCCUGGAGAAGGUGGGCGUCUGGAACUCGACCGAGGGACUUAACUUUACGCGCAAAAAAGAACAGACGCUGCUGGCAUUCGACGAUGGGACGCUGCAGAAUCGAACAUUUCUCGUGCUGACUGCUAUCUCGCCGCCGUACGGUAUGCUGAAGGACUCGCCCGUGAAGCUGACCGGCAACGAGCGGUUCGAAGGCUUCGGCAUCGAUCUCAUCCACGAGUUGUCGCUGAUGUUGGGCUUUAACUACACCUUCAUACUACAGGAGGACGGCGUGUACGGCUCGCUCAACCGGGACACCAAGAAAUGGAACGGCAUGGUGCUGGAACUACUGGAAUGGCGCGCCGACCUAGCUAUUACUGACCUCACCAUCACGUCCGACCGCGAAAGUGCCGUCGACUUUACGAUGCCCUUCAUGAACCUGGGCAUCUCGAUACUGUACCGCAAGCCCACGAAGGAACCACCGUCGCUGUUCUCGUUCAUGUCACCGUUCUCCAAGCAGGUGUGGCUGUACCUCGGCGGUGCUUACAUGAUGGUCUCGAUGUCACUGUUCAUCCUCGGCCGCAUCUCGCCGAAGGAGUGGGACAACCCGUACCCCUGCAUCGAGGAACCAGAAGAGCUGGAGAACCAGUUCAGCUUCAGCAACUCGAUGUGGUUCACGAUCGGUGCGCUACUGCAGCAAGGUUCGGAAAUUGCGCCCAAAGCACCGGCAACGCGUGCCGUCGCUUCGAUCUGGUGGUUCUUCACGCUCAUCAUGGUAUCGUCCUAUACGGCCAAUCUGGCGGCCUUCCUCACGGUCGAGCAGGUCGUGUCGCCGAUCAGCAAUGCGGAGGAUCUGGCGGCGGCCGGCGGCACAAUCAAGUACGGUGCCAAGCGCGACGGCAGCACGAUCAGCUUCUUCAAGGACGCGGAGUACGGUACGUACGCGAAGAUGUACCAGUACAUGAUGGCGAACCAGGAACUGCUGACCUCCUCCAAUCCCGAGGGGCUGCAGCGCGUCAAGACGGAGAACUACGCCUUCCUGAUGGAGUCCACCUCGAUCGAGUACAUCGUGGAGCGGGAGUGUGACGUCACGCAGAUCGGGGGCCUGCUCGACGACAAGGGCUACGGGAUAGCGAUGCGCAAGAAUUCUCCGUACCGCAGUGCGCUGAGCGAAGCCGUACUGCGGCUCCAGGAACAGGGCGUCCUAACCUCGCUGAAGCGCAAAUGGUGGAAGGAGAAGCGUGGCGGUGGAGCAUGUUCACAAAGCACUAGCGACGAUGGUGCGGAGGAGCUCGACAUGGACAAUGUAGGCGGUGUGUUUUUUGUCCUCUUUGUCGGCUGCUCGUUUGCUAGCCUGUUUGGCUGCUGCGAGUUGUUCUUCGUCAUUGCGCACCGGGCCCGCCGGCACAAGGUACCGUUUCGUGAGGAGCUGAUGGCCGAGCUGCGGUUCGUCGCCAAGUGCCAUGGCAACACCAAACCGGUCCGCCAUCGCAAAAGCUCGUCCGCCUCCGGGGAGAACUCGCUCGAGCUCGACGUGGAGGACUCGACCAGCUCCAGCAAGCAGGACAUUUCUGGCAACGGAAUGGGCGACCGUCUGCCGACUGGCAACCAGCGGAGGCAAAAUGGUGGCAAGUUGGCACUGAACGGAAACACUCGGAAGAUGCUGUCCGAGGACUGAAGUUUCAGGGAACGCAUAGUGAUUUGUUGUUUGAGCGGGAGGUUAAGGACAUUUAGGUGGAGGAUAUUUACGAAGCUCAGAGGAAGAAUUGUACAAGAAACGAGUGAACGUUAAAACAAACACAUAUCUACAGGACACACAACUUAGCCGAAAUGUUCUGAUAUGAAGUAUAGUGCGAAUCUAAAUUCACUUAAGUAAAUAUCCAUAAAUUACGUAACGUUUUGGGUGCAAGAUAUGAAUUACUAUACGAUUUGCUACAAAAAAAGAAAAGUAAUAGCAAUACGUGUUACUAACAAUUUUUAGCAUUCAACAUAAUAUGUUAAAGACUUGAAAUGAGCAUCUGAGCUAGCAUACGCAUGCAUAGGAGAAACAAUUAAUAAAUUAGUUCAAUUGAAUGUUGAUACACAUUGCAAUACUCAACUGUAUACAAUAAGUUUUAUAAAAAGGGAAAAUAUGAAAUUUUGGUUUGCUGCUCGA